CCUUGCUUUGCAUCCUGAACGUGUGUUGGUGGCGACAGGUCAAGUUGGAAAAGAACCGUAUAUCUGCGUGUGGGACUCGUACACUGUGCAAACUGUGUCUGUUCUGAAAGAUGUUCACACACAUGGUAUAGCUUGUUUGGCUUUUGAUUUAGACGGUCAGCGUUUGGUCUCGGUUGGUUUGGAUUCGAAAAACACAGUGUGUGUAUGGGACUGGAGGAGAGGAAAGUUACUAUCGAUGGCUCCUGGUCAUACAGACAGAAUAUUUGAUAUUUCUUGGGAUUUGUACCAGCCAAACAAGCUCGUCAGCUGUGGUGUAAAACACAUCAAGUUCUGGAGCUUGUGUGGCAAUUCGUUGACACCAAAACGUGGUGUUUUUGGCAAAACUGGUGAUCUGCAAACUAUACUGUGCCUAGCCUGUGCAAGGGAUGAAGUGACAUAUUCUGGUGCACUGAAUGGAGAUAUAUAUGUAUGGAAAGGAAUCAACCUUGUACGAACAAUACAGGGAGCACAUGCUGCAGGAAUCUUCAGCAUGAAUGCGUGCGAAGAGGGAUUUGCCACUGGUGGCAGGGAUGGCUGUGUGCGCUUGUGGGACUUAAAUUUUAAACCAAUUACUGUGAUUGAUCUCAGGGAAACAGACCAGGGAUAUAAAGGUCUGUCUGUAAGAAGUGUUUGCUGGAGAGGAGACCAUAUACUCGUCGGGACACAAGAUAGCGAAAUUUUUGAAAUUGUGGUGCAUGAGCGUAAUAAGCCUUUCCUGAUAAUGCAGGGGCACUGUGAAGGGGAGCUGUGGGCUUUGGCCGUCCAUCCUACAAAACCGCUAGCAAUGACCGGAAGUGAUGAUCGAUCAGUCAGAAUUUGGAGUUUAAUAGACCAUGCCCUGAUUGCCCGGUGCAAUAUGGAGGAGCCCAUUCGCUGUGCCGCAGUUAGUACUGAUGGAAUCCAUCUCGCUCUUGGAAUGAAGGAUGGCUCUUUCACUGUGCUUCGAGUCAGAGAUAUGACUGAGGUUGUUCAUAUCAAAGACAGGAAAGAAGCUAUUCAUGAACUGAAAUAUUCACCAGAUGGCAAUUUCCUUGCUGUUGGUUCCAAUGACAGCUCUGUGGAUAUAUAUGGUGUUGUUCAGCGAUACAAAAAAGUUGGGGAAUGUGUUGGAUCUUUAAGUUUCAUCACCCAUAUGGAUUGGUCUUCGGACAGUAAAUACUUACAGACCAAUGAUGGCAAUGGGAAGAGGCUGUUUUACAGGAUGCCAAGUGGAAAAGAAGUAACAAACAAGGAGGAAUUGAAAGGCGUUCAGUGGGCGUCAUGGACCUGUGUUUCUGGCCUUGAAGUUAAUGGAAUCUGGCCCAAAUAUUCAGAAAUAAAUGAUAUAAAUUCUGUGGAUGCAAAUUUUAUUGGGCAAGUUAUGGUUACAGCUGAUGAUUAUGGAAUAGUAAAGCUCUUUCGAUACCCGUGUCUGAGAAAAGGUAGUAUCUUUAAGUUCAGUUAG
This is a messenger RNA of Eurypyga helias (sunbittern), 1483 nucleotides long. Its product is annotated as echinoderm microtubule-associated protein-like 5. The transcript is spliced from 9 exons. The record is from RefSeq and is a predicted model, not a curated record. The annotation marks the transcript as partial. Gene Ontology annotation, molecular function: microtubule binding. Lineage: Eukaryota; Metazoa; Chordata; Aves; Eurypygiformes; Eurypygidae.